Molecule: messenger RNA, 579 nt
Organism: Pseudozyma flocculosa PF-1
Lineage: Eukaryota; Fungi; Basidiomycota; Ustilaginomycetes; Ustilaginales; Ustilaginaceae
Exons: 1
Coding region: 1-579 (192 amino acids)
Source: RefSeq, a predicted model, not a curated record
AUGAAGCGUCUCGCGCAGUCGAGCCUCUACAUCGACUACCGCACGGAGAACACGGGCGACCUCGCCUGCAAGACCGUCAUCGAGGUGCUCGUGCCCAUCGCCCUGGCCGACAACAAAAAGGGCCCGCCCAGGGUGACCGAGGCUCUCCCGCGAUGGCUCGACGAGCGCCUCUACCUCGAUACGGAAACGUUCCUCCUGGACGUCUUCCACUUCCGUCCGUCGGGCCUUGAGGGACAGAUGAGCAUGUACUGCCAGCGCGUCGUCGACAUCCUCAUCACGCCCGCGCUCGUCCCCGCCGAGUCCCUCCCCUUUGCCUCCGGGGGAAGUCGGGCGCUCAAGCUCGGCAGCGACCAGUUUGAUGCUGCUCUGGCCGCAUACUCCGAGGGCGCCCUCUCCAAGCAGCUCGGCAGCAACGUCUACCAGCUCUACCUUGCCGAGCCCGCCAGGCAGCGCCUCAGUCAGGUCGCGGCGGCAAAGUCCAAGGCGUGGAACUCGAACCUCGAGGCGCUCGAGGCGCAUGCCACCAAGUUCCACGACGACGUCCUCCCUGGCAUUCUGGAGACCCGUCGAAGGCAGUGA